AUGAAAUUUGCUGAGCAUCUGCAACAAGAAAUAUUUCCACCAUGGAAGCUAUCUUAUAUCUCAUACGAUGUCUUAAAAAAUGAUUUGAAGUCAAGACAGUUAGAUCAUACAUGGAAUCAACAAGAUGAACAAGAAUUUGUUAGAAAACUGGAUAAUGAGCUAGAAAAGGUCUAUGAUUUUGUAACUGCAAAAUUAGGUGAGGUGGAAGCAAGAAUUAGCUAUUGUGAGAGGACAAUCCAAACGUUUAUAAAUAAUCCCUCGUGGUCGUCUGACCAAAAUUGGACAAUUAUGGAGGAUGCAUUAACCGAGGUUCUCUUUGAUGUAAAUGACUUGGCAAAAUUUACAAGGCUAAAUUAUAUUGGAUUUCAAAAAAUACUUAAAAAACAUGACAAAUACACUGGCCUAGACUUACAGCAUGAAUAUAUUCCAAAAUUAAGGGCGAAACCAUUGGACAAGCAACGAUUUGAUGUUGCCAUCGUCUUCAUUUCUGCUUUACUCGAUCUUUGUAAACAACGUGGAAAGAGGCCUAAGAGUGCGACAAGUCCAUUCAAUGAAAAUAAUGUUCAGAGAUUGAAUGAUGAUGAUACUACAGCCAAAUACUGGGUCCAUCCAGAUAAUAUCACUGAAGUCAAAUCGAUCAUCAUGCUUCAUUUGCCUGUCUUCAUCCAGAACUCAGACAAGCGAUACGAACCUUCGGAUGCCGCGGUGUCCAAUAUCUAUUUGGAUAAUCAAGAGUUUGGUCUUUAUACAAGUGUGCUUCAGCGUGAUGAAGGUGCUGAAGCGAUCCGUUUCAAGUGGUACGGUCCAACCUCCAACAAGACUGUCUUUGCUGAACGAAGCACACACAAGGCACAUUGGCUCGACGGCGCUUCCGUCAAGGACCGCAUCGAAUUAGUUGCAGAUGACGUACAUCGAUUCAUGACAGGCACUCUUAGCGCACAAGAGUACACCAGCAGAUUGCGAGCCAAGGGCGUAGAUCCUAAACUUGUCGACCAAGCCUACUUUAUUGCCAACGGUAUUCAAACAUCCAUUCGAGACAAACAACUGGAACCUGUUUGCCGUGUGUUCUAUCACCGCACUGUGUUCCAAAUGCCAGAAGACCCACGUGUGCGUGUCAAGAUUGAUAAUGAUGUGGCGUUUGUGCGUGAAGACAACUUUAUGAGGGCUAGACGUAGAGGACCUCAAGACUGGCGUCGACAGGAUGUUGGCAUCGAUUAUCCAUUCAGCUACCUACAUGAAUCCGAGAUUUUGCGAUUCCCUUAUGCCGUUCUAGAAGCAAAUGUGGAGCCUGGAAACAGUACCCCUGAGUGGCUCAAAAAGUUGUUAGAUUCACAUCUCGUCCAUGAGGUGCCACGGUUCUCUAAAUAUUUACAUGGCGCAUCUUAUCUCUUCCGCGACCGUCUGCCACUGUUACCCUGGUGGCUGUCUGAAAUGGAAAUUGAUAUUCGGAAACCUCGUGCUUCCAAUUUUGGUCUCAGUCGUUCCAAAUCUUUCAAGCCACUGGUCGAUGGUCAAUACCGCCGUGCCAUGGAAGCAGAGCAACUGCGAAUGGACUUGGUCAAUGAAAACAACAAAGACGCAAAGAAGGCCCUUCUCGACCGAAAUAAAUCGAUCAAUGAUUGGGAUAAUCGUCCUCAUCGUAUGCAGUCAACUCUGGUCGUCAAAGGAGAUGAUCCACUCAAUUACGGUCCGCUCAAGGAAAAACGGGUUAAAAAACCCGAUGGACCUCUUGGCGAAGCGAUCGUGUUCUCUAAUGGAGAUAUCCGUCUGGACAUGGGCGAUGGUUCUGGUGGUAAACGACUCUUUGAAAGCUCAGGCAUGUAUGUCAAGGAUCCCAACGAUCCCAAUGCGGUUAUUCCUGUCAAGAAGGUCAAGGUAGAACCCAAGGUGUUUUUUUCAAAUGAACGUACCUUUAUUGCUUGGCUUCAAUUUUGUGCUCUGCUCUUAUCAGUGGCUCUUAAUUUGCUCAAUUUUGGUGAUCAAGUGUCUCGUAUUGCUGGUGCUCUCUUUAUCGGUAUCUCGGCUGGUAUUGCUAUCUAUGCCUUGUACCAGUUUGAACGUCGUGCAUGGAUGAUCAAUCGUCGUAUUGUGGGUCGUUAUGAUGAUCUGUGGGGUCCUGCUGUUCUCUGUGUUCUCUUGGUGGCUGCAUUAAUCGUAAACUUUUACCUCCGUUUCCGUUAG
Rhizopus microsporus ATCC 52813 is the source of this 2181-nucleotide messenger RNA. RefSeq names its product SPX-domain-containing protein. Gene Ontology annotation, cellular component: fungal-type vacuole membrane; vacuolar transporter chaperone complex. Lineage: Eukaryota; Fungi; Mucoromycota; Mucoromycetes; Mucorales; Rhizopodaceae. The record is from RefSeq and is a predicted model, not a curated record. The coding region runs from base 1 to 2181 and encodes 726 amino acids. The transcript has 2 exons.